Messenger RNA from Hordeum vulgare subsp. vulgare (domesticated barley), 910 nucleotides. RefSeq names its product chloroplast stem-loop binding protein of 41 kDa b, chloroplastic-like. The coding region runs from base 1 to 612 and encodes 203 amino acids. The record is from RefSeq and is a predicted model, not a curated record. Gene Ontology annotation, biological process: rRNA processing. NCBI's taxonomy places the organism in Eukaryota, Viridiplantae, Streptophyta, Magnoliopsida, Poales, Poaceae. Gene Ontology annotation, molecular function: RNA binding. Gene Ontology annotation, cellular component: cytosol. The transcript has 5 exons.
AUGGAUACCGACGCUGUGGACCCAAAAAGUCGGCAUAAGGGAAAGCUGGAGACACAGAGCCUGCUGGAGACGAGCGGCGUGAACUGGACGUCCAUCAGACCGGUCUACAUCUACGGCCCUCUCAACUACAACCCCGUGGAGGAGUGGUUCUUCCACCGGCUCAAGGCUGGUCGCCCGAUCCCCAUCCCUAACGCUGGGAACCAGAUCACCCAGCUCGGCCAUGUCAAGGAUUUGGCGAUGGCCUUCAUCAAGGUCCUCGGCAACCCCAAGGCGAGCAAGCAGGUGUACAACAUCUCCGGCAGCAAGUAUGUCACCUUCGACGGGAUAGCACGGGCAUGCGCAAAGGCUGGAGGGUUUCCUGAGCUGGAGAUCAUCCACUACAAACCCAAGGACUUCGAUUUCGGCAAGAAGAAGGCCUUCCCCUUCAGAGACCAGCAUUUCUUCGCGUCGGUGGAGAAGGCCAGCAAGGACCUCGGGGUUACGCCGGAGUACGACCUCCUCGACGGCUUGACGGACUCGUACAACCUUGACUUCGACCGCGGGACCUUCAGGAAGGAGGCUGACUUCACCACAGACGACAUGAUCCUCGGCAAGAAGCUCGUGAGCAUCUGAGGCGUGCAUGGACGGGCUCAUGGCAGUGCAAAGCGUGUGGCAACAGCGUGUGCGGCGUGCAUAUGUAGCACAGGGAAGACGAUCUCAGUUUUGGGAUGUAGGUUGAGGUUCACUCAUCCGAUGAAAUGUACUACUGACACCUAAUUCUCUCCUCGUGUCAUUUGCUUUACUUCGGUUCAGUUUAUACGUGGUUUUCUUUUUGUAAUGAUAUAUUGGUUUUCUAAGAUCGGAACUGAAUUUGACCACUCAAGAUUUUGAAAAUCAAAUCCGAUGGAUAGAAACAUUCCGUUUAAGAGCA